Solea solea (common sole) is the source of this 4497-nucleotide messenger RNA. RefSeq names its product bone morphogenetic protein receptor type-2-like. Lineage: Eukaryota; Metazoa; Chordata; Actinopteri; Pleuronectiformes; Soleidae. The transcript has 19 exons. The record is from RefSeq and is a predicted model, not a curated record. Bases 266 to 3793 code for a protein of 1175 amino acids. Gene Ontology annotation, biological process: cellular response to growth factor stimulus; vasculature development; BMP signaling pathway. Gene Ontology annotation, cellular component: plasma membrane; signaling receptor complex. Gene Ontology annotation, molecular function: transforming growth factor beta receptor activity; ATP binding.
CUUUUACUUUGACAGUCUGGAUGUGUCCGCAGUCCAGAAGAAACGCAGCUUCAUCUCUGCGCACUUUCUCAACCUGAACCACGAACCUGAGUCCUGAUCCGACAGAGAGCCGAGUCCGGACCGAGUCCGGACCGAGAAGAACCGAGCCAGUGCAGAGACCCGGACAGACAAAUACCUUCAUCUUCAUCAAGACCCGCAGAUUCUUCAUCACCGGAGGAGCAGAUCCGUAAUGUCGUCCAGUGUUUGACGCUGAGGUGGAUCCAACAUGGCUGCUGCUGCGUUCACAGUGUCUCUGUGUGUCCUGCUGCUGUCUGCUGUGAGCGGCCUCCAGUCCGACGACAGAGAGUGUGCGUUCACUGACCUGCAGGGGGCGGAGCCUUACAGUGGAGCAGACCAUGCUGUGCGUGGAGAGGUGCGAGACAAUGGUACGGUCCGCUGCAGCCGCGGCUCUCGCUGCUACGGCGUGUGGGAGAAACGAGGCGACGGCAGAAUGCAGCUGGUCAAACAAGGGUGUUGGAUCCACGUCGGCGACGAGCAGGAGUGUCUUGGCGACCGUUGCCUGGUGACGGCGACGCCCUCACAGAUCCAAAAUGGCAGCUAUCGUUUCUGCUGCUGCAGUCGAGAUCUUUGCAAUGCCGACUUCACCGAGGCCCCGCCCACACCCGAUACUCCCGCCCUCAGACUCAUGAAGGGGGGCGGCACACAGACAGAUCAACAGCAGCUCAAGAGGGAGGAGACGGCGCUCAUCGCCCUGGUAACUGUCGCCAUCACAGCUGUUCUCAUUAUAGCACUGUUUCUGGGAUAUCGCAUGAUGAGAGGUAAACACAAACCCUCUCUCUCUGCUCUGGACGUCAUGGAAACAGCAAACACUGACUCGUCCUUCGACCUGGACAAUCUGAAACUGCUGGAGCUGAUUGGUCGAGGUCGUUACGGCGCAGUGUUCCGUGGUGACCUGAGCGGCCGCUGCGUGGCCGUCAAACUCUUCAGCGCCACCAACAGGCAGAACUUCACCAACGAGUGUUUGAUCUACAGCCUCCCUCUGCUGCAGCACGACAACAUCGCCCGCUUCCUCACCGCGGACCACAGGAGCACGGAGCCGCUCAUCGUCAUGGAGAACUACCCUCAUGGCAGUCUGUGUCAGUACCUGUCUCUGCACACGGUGGACUGGUGGACGUGUCUCAGGAUGUGUCUCGGUGUCACCAGAGGAUUAUCCUUCCUCCACACUGAGCUGUGUAGGGCAGACCAGUACAAACCGGCUGUGGCUCACAGAGACGUGACGAGCAGGAACAUCCUGGUUCGGUCAGAUCUUACCUGUGUCCUCGCAGACUUCGGCCUCUCCAUGAAACUGACAGGAACCAGGAGCAGUCGCCAUGGAGAUGAUGACACCAUGGCGAUAUCUGAGGUGGGGACAGUGCGGUACAUGGCGCCCGAGGUUCUGGGCGGAGCUUUGAACCUCAGAGACUGUGAGUCUGCGCUGAAGCAGGUCGACGUUUACGCUCUGGCUUUGAUUUACUGGGAGAGUUUCAGGAGGUGCAGGGACCUGUUUCCAGGUGAAUCUGUCCCAGAAUUCCAGCUGGCGUUCCAGGUCGAGGUCGGGAAUCAUCCGAGCUUUGAAGAAAUGCAGAUUCUCGUCCUGAGAGAAAAACACAGACCAAAGUUUCCUGAAGUUUGGAAGGAAAACAGUUCACUGCUUCAUUCACUGAAGGAGACGAUGGAAGAUUGUUGGGAUCAAGACGCUGAAGCUCGACUCUCUGCUCAGUGUGCAGAGGAGAGACUGUGUGACCUGCUGACUGCACACACACACAACCACAGGAAUCAGUCUCAUGGGCAGUGGUCUCCUCAGGUUGGCUCCUCCUCCCCCUACAUUGAGGAUGUGCAGGUGGGCGUGGUUAAGAAUCUCCAGUCAGAUGCAUCAGCUGUUGUCAGGACGACCAGUGAAGGAAGUGAAAAGAACACAAACGCCAUCAACUAUGAGCGACAGCAGGCUAAGAGUCAAGCUCGCUCAUCCACUUCAGACGGCGGUGCCUCAAACAGGGCGGCCAUGACGCCUGCCAGCCUCAUCACUAUCUGUGAAUCUGAACACAGUGGCGCUGUGUCAAGUGUCCCAGUCUGUCUGCAGCUGACAGAAGAAGACCUAGGGGCCACCAAGCUGGACCUCAAACAGGUGGAUAAAAAUUCGAGAGAAAACUCUGAUGAAAUCCUGAUGGAACUUUCACAGAAACACUUAAGCUCUCAGCCACAGACCACUCUGCUAUCCCAGCAUGCACUGCUGCUCACUGACAAGGUAAACAGUCCUAGAUCAGCUCCUCAUCGUGACCUGGGAGGAGCUGGUCCCACUGAGACUCCUCCCCCUCCAUGCUCCGCCCACCCUCUCUGCAAACAGCAGAAUUUGCCUGUGAGACCGAGCAGCCUUCAGCUCGUCCUGAAAGACAAGGACAAGAGCCACAGACAGGUGGAAACAGGCGUCGCUAAGAUGAACACACUCACGGUGGUCGCGGCUGCAGCGCCACACGUGGUCACCGCAGUGAACUACAACACUGGCAACAACGCUCACUGCACAACAGCGAGCGCCCACAGCUACAGCGCCGGCGCCCCCACGCUGGUGACCAAUGGAAUGACAGGCGGAGGAAGGACAAAUCCAGCAGGACCGCAGCUGGACGAGGAGGAGACACCGACCAAAGAUGACGGACGUGUCAACUUCAGUCCCGAUGAACACGAGCCACUGCUGAGGAGUCCAGAGCUCCUCCCACACCGUCAGCCACGAGCAGGAAACAUCCUGUCGGGACGAGGCUCCAAUUCCAACAAUAACAACAACAGAGGAGCGCUGGGGUCAGAGGUCACGGUCAAAGUUCUGGUUCCAGAACAGAUGUUGAACUCCAGCCGUUCCCAAACUCCAGAGGCUUCUGUGGUCCACGUCCCUGAGGUCCUCGGGUCUGAGUCAACAAAAGCACCAGAGAGGCUUCGUCCAGACGCCUCAGGAGCCCAAGAGCUUCAAGAUGUUCUCGAACCCAGCUUGACCCAAGAAGGUCCAGCUGCACGAGCGCCAGCCUCAGAUCCAGAAGCCUCUGAUCCAGAAGCCUCAGAUCCAGCAGCCUCAGCUCCAGCAGCCUCAGCUCCAGCAGCCUCAGCUCCAGCAGCCUCAGCUCCUGCAGCCUCAGAUCCUGCAGCCUCAGCUCCAGAAGCCUCAGCUCCAGCAGCCUCAGAUCCAGCAGCCUCAAAUCCUGCAGCCUCAGAUCCAGAAGCCUCAGAUUCAGAAGCCUCAGAUCCAGAAGCCUCAGUUCCAGAAGCCUCAGUUCCAGAAGCCUCAGAUCCAGAGGCCUCAGUUCCAGAAGCCUCAGAUCCAGAGGCCUCAGUUCCAGAAGCCUCAGAUCCAGAGGCCUCAGUUCCAGAAGCUUCUUCUCAACGGGAUCCACACCCAGAAGAUCCAGCUCCUCAACCUGAAGGUUCAGAAACCAGCAUCAGUGAAGAAGCUGCAGUUCAGGUGGAACCAAGGAGAACCAGGCGGCCGGAGCGUCCGUGUUCUCUGGACCUGUCCUCAUGCUGCCUCCCUUCAGAUGGCGACAGUCUCAGCUCCUCAGGUGAGAAAAUCAAACGUCGAGUAAAAACUCCGCACACUCUGAAAAAGUGGCGUCCGGCCUCCUGGGUGGUUUCCACGGAAACGACCCUUGACCCAGACUUUGAGUUCGACGUUAACCUCCCAAACAUCGUCCAAUCAAAAUCCAGCAUGGCUGUGUUUUUGGUUGGGGGAGGAGCCAAGGCGACCUCUGACCCUGAUGUGAUGACCUGUUUCUAGCUAACACUAAGGCAAACCAAACUUUUAGCUUUAGUUAAUAAACAUGCUACUAUUGUGUAGCAUCUAUUAAAGUAGCUGCUGAUGAAAUCAGAUGAUCAUGUCUGAUGUUUAGAUAAUUCAGCUCGAUGCUAACAGCUGUAGCAGUUCAUGGUUCCAGCUCUGGUUUAAUGGGGUCAAAGGUCAAAUAUUUUAUGCACUUUUUUAUAUAGAAGUGUGUGUAUUGAAUGUGUGAGUUUUUUUUAUGUUAAAUCUUCAUGACGCCCCCUGCUGCUCACACCAGGAACUGAUGUAAGUGAAGGACAGAGGAAGUCGAGAAGAAGAUGAAUGAGUGAAAAAAGGUGAAGGAGGGAAACAGCUGUUUAUAAUUCAUUCUAAAUCAGUAUUAAAGAAACCUUUUUUAUAUUUUUAUGUUAUUUCAAAAUUGUAUGCAUCAGUAGAAGAAUACGUAGCUGUUUAUUAAGAUGAUUAAAAUGUUUCAAUCACACGUUUAUGAACAGUCAAACAUUUAAAGUUGUUCACACUCAUUAAUGUUUCAUAAUCAUUGUUUUCUGUUUGUUUUACUAAAGAAAAUAUCAACAACAAAGCUAAAGUUGUGUGUGUGUGUGUGUGUGUGUGUGUACAGCAUAUACACACACACACACACAGCAUGUUGUACUGACACACAUUCUCAUUUGUUCAUUAAAAAAUUUGAUGUUCUCUCUGGA